AUGGAAGGUUAAAACGCUCACAUCUCAGAGCAAAAUGAAAGUCUCGAAGAUCAAAACUACUACAAGCAGAUGCCAGGCUAGGGGUUCGAAGGUCAAGUCUAGGAUAACGGUUUAGGCCAGUUUGAGGAAGAAGAGGAAAAAAUACAGCAAAAAAAAACUGAGAGAAAAUGGUUCUGGGCAUUCCCAUAGAUUGAAGGAGUCCCACCUUCUCCAAGAGGAGGGCACUCAGCUACUUUGAUUGGUGCCUCUAUCCUUUAUUUCGGAGGACAUUACUAUGGAGGUAAAAAGCAAGGUUAUGUGUAUUUAAACGACACUCAUGUCCUAGAUUUGAAUUCAAGUAGAUGGAUCAAGCCUAAGAUCCAAGGUACACCACCUAAGCCAAGAUAUGGACACACUGCCAUUUUAGCUGGAAGCAGGAUAAUCAUCUUUGGUGGUAAAGGUGGUAAGAAUCAGGCAUUUAGAGACUUACAUGCUCUCGAUCCAGUUACAAUGACUUGGUAUUAAGGUCCUGAGGGAGCUGGUGCUCCUCUAGCUAGAUUUGGUCACACAGCUAACCUUGUUGGUGGAACUAAGAUGUUUAUCUUUGGAGGAUGGAAUGGCAAAGACUACUAUAAUGAUUUGCACAUUCUAGAUUUGGAAAUCAUGGCUUGGUCUAGACCUAAUGUCACUGGCCCAGCACCUUCUCCUAGGCAAGGCCAUGCUUCAAUACUGAUUGGAAACAAUCUAGUAGUUCAUGGGGGCUUCAAGCUUAGAGAAGAUUAACUGAAGAACUGCGGAUUGAAUCAAGGCUCUGCUGUGAAUGCUAGUUACCUAAAUGACAUAAGAGUCUUGGACACUGACACCUUCACAUGGUCAAGAUUAAGAAUUUCGGAUGAACCUCCUGAAGCUAGAUAUGGGCACACUUUGAACAUCUCAGGAAGCGACAUCAUAAUGUUUGGAGGUUGGACUGUUAAUUCAGGCAAUAGAGCUAAGCAUGAGAUUAAGAAGGAGCAGUGCGAUUACUUCAUGAUUUGGAAUACUGAGACCAUGUCUUGGAAGAGAGGCAAGUAUAUCGGAAAUCCUCCUACAUAGAGAUAUGGACAUACAAGCACUGCCAUCGGGCCUCAUUUACUUAUAUUUGGAGGUUGGGAAUUUUCUAAGGCUCAGAAUGAGAUUAUUGUGCUUAGAGAGUUCAAUCAGGAAUAAGGUGCUUCAGGGUAGAAUAAUAACACACUCGGUGGCACUUAAUCUAAGGGUUCUCAAGAAUAAAGCCAAAAAUCUAUCAAGAACAUUAGUGAUCAUAUGAAGGAAUUCAGAGAAUGA
Messenger RNA from Stylonychia lemnae, 1302 nucleotides. The record is from the annotation of a GenBank genome assembly. Lineage: Eukaryota; Ciliophora; Spirotrichea; Sporadotrichida; Oxytrichidae.